AUGCCAAUGGGAAAGCCUUUUUAUAGUAAGAUUUCAACUAUUUCAUCAUGGAAUUUACAAGAAUACAUAGCAACACUAUCUAGCACUAAUGCAUGCCUAUUAUUUGAAAAUAUUUCUUGCGUAACUGAAUUGUUUUCAUCACUUUCUGAAUUACAAAAAAAUAUUGUAUCCAGACUUAUGAUUUUGGGGAAUGAACAUGGGAAUUAUAUGGGAGAAAAAGCAAUGAAUAUCUGGGUGCUUACAUCGAAAAAAAACGAAUUGGAAUUCGCACUUAAGAAAUUAAGAUCAUUGAAAAUAAUCAAAGUAAAUGUCCUAGAUUCUAGUUCUCAAAAGAGUAUAUCCGAUUCUAUUUCUGUGCAAUACCAAUUAAAUCCAAUAUUCCAAAAAACUUUAACAAAAUUCAUAUUUGAAGGGGGUGCAUCUAUCGGUUUAGAAGUACCUAAGAAAAUAUCUGAAAUCGGAAUAUCAUAUAUAUCCCUUACGAGAUUUGUAAGAAGAAAAUGGAACAAUAUUUUGAACAUAAUUGUUGAGCUAAGUGGUAAUAAGAAUAUUCCAAGAAAUAACAAUGUUCUAGAUAAGUUUCAAUUAAUUUCUCGUGACACAAUAAAAGUUCUGGAUAGCAUUAAUUUGAUUUCUUGGAACCUUAAAAAAGACUUCAGUGAAAGUUCCUCAAAUUCAAAGGGGUUCAGAAUUCAGAUUAAUAACAGCAAUUUACUUCAAGAUAGCAAUGAACAGUUGUUUGAUGGUUUUGAUCAAGAAGAUCGAUUUAGUCUUCAAAAUGACCAAAAUGCACUAGACAUAUAUAAUGAUACAAAAUAUGAAGUAUUUGAAAGCAACUCUAACAGUGAAGAAGAGUAUUUACCUGCUAAUACAAAGAAAAUGAGACAAAAAAAGUCAAUUAUGAGCAUUAAGCAUACUCAUACUAAAAGCCAAAUGGAUAAAAUAUUUGAACAGAAGUUGACACCAAAAGCUUUUUGUUGGUUACUAUGCGACACUUGCAGCCAGUUAUUAAUACUUUUAAACGGAUUUAUAAAAAUGGUUGAAACCGAAUCAAGCACAAAAUUUGAAGAAUACAAGUUUAGUCGAGUAAACAAUGGAAAUACAUUCAAUCCAACUAUUUCAAGUUUAAUAAGUUUAAUACUGAGUAUCUCAAGCUCAAAAAUUGGCCAGCCAAUUUCAAUAACUAAAAAAAUGAUGAAUAAUGUAUUGAUAAGAUUUAUAUUAUUUGCCUAUGAUUUAGGAUUGGUAUACAUCGAUGAAUCAACUCUUGAGAGUGAAAUAUAUCCUUUAAUGAAAAAGCUCGAAACUACUCAAAUUUCUUGUAUUGAAUUAUUUUAUACUACUCCUUUUUCUUUGUUAAUUGGUUCUGAAGGCUUCAAACUCCAAAGUUUAUAUUCCGUGUUUAAAGUUGGUGAUAACUUUCCUCAGAAAUGUGGCUCAGAAAAUAUCCAAAAUUUACUCCUUCCAUUGCACUUUUAUUUUGACGAAGAGUUGUGGCAUAAAAUAAUGGUUGAAACUAGCACUGUAAACACGCAUCAGCCGAAUCGUUUGAAUAUGGACUCUAUUCAAAUUGAGGCAGGAAUUAUUGUUCAAAGCAACUUUAGGAUUUACUGCUAUACAGCAUCUCCAUUACAGGCCAAAAUUCUUAGGCAUCUAUGCCAAGUAAAGGUUCGUGGCCCAAACAUUAUUUGCGGAAUAUUAUCCAGGAAAGGUUUAUUGUCUGCAUAUUCAAUGGGAGUUUCGGCUGAACAAAUACUUAGAUUUUUUUCAAGCAACGCACAUCCAAUGAUAUUAAGACGAUUUAUGUUAGAAGGAACUAGCAUUGUACCCAUGAAUGUGGAAACUCAGUUGAAGUUGUGGGAGAAAGACAGAAAUAGGCUCAAGAUUUCUCAUUCAAGCACCUUUUCGGAUUGGGGAACUAGCACUAAUGACAUUCAAUUAUAUAGCCAAACGGUACUAUAUGCGAAAAGUAAAGAUAUUCUUCUUUACAAUGUUCCCAUUGAAAUAAUAGAAAAGGAACUGAAUAAUGGAGGUUUUGAAUUACAAAAAAAAAUAAUAUUGGUUAUAAAACAAGAAUAUGAAGAUGACAUUAAAACUUUUAUUCGAACAAAAAGAGAAGUUAUUAAUAGAUAA
Cryptosporidium ubiquitum is the source of this 2133-nucleotide messenger RNA. RefSeq names its product transcription factor TFIIH. The transcript has a single exon. The coding region runs from base 1 to 2133 and encodes 710 amino acids. Gene Ontology annotation, molecular function: double-stranded DNA binding; ATPase activator activity. Gene Ontology annotation, biological process: nucleotide-excision repair. Gene Ontology annotation, cellular component: transcription factor TFIIH holo complex; transcription factor TFIIH core complex. Lineage: Eukaryota; Apicomplexa; Conoidasida; Eucoccidiorida; Cryptosporidiidae. The record is from RefSeq and is a predicted model, not a curated record.